Molecule: messenger RNA, 766 nt
Organism: Magallana angulata
Lineage: Eukaryota; Metazoa; Mollusca; Bivalvia; Ostreida; Ostreidae
Product: 28S ribosomal protein S21, mitochondrial-like
Exons: 2
Coding region: 49-321 (90 amino acids)
Biological process (GO): translation
Cellular component (GO): ribosome
Molecular function (GO): structural constituent of ribosome
Source: RefSeq, a predicted model, not a curated record
UUUCAUGUUCGCAUAAACUAUGUAGCAGUUAAACGAACGAGUUGGUGAAUGUCAACUACGAAAAUGAGACAUUUUCGAUUCGUUUCACGAACUGUUUUUGUGAAAAAUAAUAAUAUUGAAAAGGGUCUACAGGUCAUAAAUAGGAUGAUGAGAGAUGGAUCGAUUACAGCAGCAAUUAGAAAGAAUAGGGAAUAUAUGAAACCAUGCGAGGAGCGAAGUUUGGUUGACCGGAUGCGAGCAAAGAGAAUAUAUGGUGAAGGCAUGUCCAAGAAAGUUGACUUUUUAAUGCGAAAAAGCCGGACAAAUCCCCACCCAAGAUAGAAAAAGAUAUGAUGUGUGGUUGUUUUAAUCAGAAGACUAGAGUUUAAUAUUGAAAUUUGCGAGUGAUGUUUGACAGAAUGCAAUGAAAAGAGGAUUUUCAGCACAUAAAAAUAUCAUUCUUCUUAGUACGUCAAAUACAGCGAGCAUUUUGAUAAGCUAAAACAGAAUUGUAUUAGCUAAAGUGGUUUUGUUUUUUCAGUAUGAUUUCAGUUUCAUUCCCUCUAUUUUCAAAAUGUACUUUUAACUUAUCGAUUAUUGGUUAUUAUAAAUUCAGUUUCAUUCCCUCUAUUUUCAAAAUGUACUUUUAACUUAUCGAAUAUAACAAAUUACUUUUACAAUGAGUCAUAUUUGAUUUUGUCUGACAUUUUGUUAUGGACAUGUUUUUCUGUACUGGUAGAUGGAAUAGAGUGUUGCUUUAUAACAUGGAACAGAAUAAAACGAAAAA